Messenger RNA from Trichoderma virens Gv29-8, 1302 nucleotides. RefSeq lists its product as uncharacterized. Lineage: Eukaryota; Fungi; Ascomycota; Sordariomycetes; Hypocreales; Hypocreaceae. Bases 1 to 1302 code for a protein of 433 amino acids. The record is from RefSeq and is a predicted model, not a curated record. Gene Ontology annotation, biological process: glycolytic process. The transcript is spliced from 5 exons. Gene Ontology annotation, cellular component: phosphopyruvate hydratase complex. Gene Ontology annotation, molecular function: phosphopyruvate hydratase activity; magnesium ion binding.
AUGAUUGAAUCGAUCAAGGCAGCAGAACGACUCGAUUCCCGGGGGAAGCCAACUGUGCAAGUAGCAGUCACCACAUCCCAUGGUACCUUUUACUCCCUUGUUCCAUCGGGCGCAUCGACUGGAAAACAUGAAGCUCUAGAGCUUAGAGAUGGCGAUAUGUCGCGAUAUGGUGGGAUGGGUACCACCCGAGCCGUCGCCCACGUUGAGACUUUACUGGGACCAGCUCUGGUUGAGCAAAAAUUCGACCCAAAGACACAAUUGAAGGAAAUCGACAAAUUUAUGAAAGAGCUGGAUGGCACUGCUGAUAAGUCUAGGCUUGGAGCAAAUGCCAUCCUCGGAAUUAGCAUGGCAUGCGCCAGAGCGGGCGCUGCGGCCAAGGGUGUCCCCUUGUAUGAGUUCAUACGACAGGAAGCUGGACUUGAAGGCCCAUAUGUUGUUCCAGUUCCGUUCCUCAAUGUUUUGAACGGAGGGGUUCACUCUGGAAAUACCAUGGCGUUCCAAGAACUUAUGAUUGCUCCUACUGGAGCCGAAUCUUUUGCAGAGGGGAUCCGUUUGGCUGUGGAUGUCUACUCUGCACUUAAAGCAAUUAUUGCAGACCGUUUUGGUGCUCCAGCAACUGGUAUUGGUGAUGAGGGUGGGUUCGCACCUCCGAUCUCGUCUUUGGAGGAUGGACUUGACUUGAUGGUAGCGGCCGUUGAGAAAGCGGGGCAUACAGGACGCAUCAAAUUUGCCUGUGACCCUGCAUCUUCGGAGUUUUUUGAUAAAGAAUCGGGCUCAUAUGACCUUUCUUUUAAAGACAAAACAUCGAAUGACGUUCGUGCUUCAAAAGACAUGCAACAGCUAUAUAAAGCUAUUAUUGCAAAAUACGGCCUUGUUUUACUUGAAGACCCGUUUGCGGAAGAUGACUGGUCAAGCUGGACAGAAUUCAAUCGCGACUGUACAAUUGAACUGGUUGGAGACGACCUGCUUUGUACGAAUGUGGAGCGCAUGAAACUUGCUUCGGAGAAAAGAGCAUGCAACGCAUUAUUAUUGAAACUCAAUCAAAUAGGCACAGUAUCAGAAGCUAUAGAAGCCGCUAACUAUGCUUUCGAGCUGGGAUGGCGUGUUUUUGUGUCGCACCGAUCUGGGGAGACAACAGAUGACUUUAUCGCUGACCUGGUAGUAGGGCUUGGAACAAGUCAUAUUAAGUCAGGAGCUCCAGCUCGCGGGGAAAGAAUCGCCAAAUACAAUCGACUUCUUGAUAUCGAAGCUGACUUGAAAGAGCAGCUUAAGCAUGUGGUUUAUGCAGGUCCCAGCUUUUAA